Uncinocarpus reesii 1704 is the source of this 273-nucleotide messenger RNA. Its product is annotated as mitochondrial import inner membrane translocase subunit tim10. Bases 1 to 273 code for a protein of 90 amino acids. Gene Ontology annotation, cellular component: mitochondrial inner membrane. The record is from RefSeq and is a predicted model, not a curated record. NCBI's taxonomy places the organism in Eukaryota, Fungi, Ascomycota, Eurotiomycetes, Onygenales, Onygenaceae. The transcript is spliced from 2 exons. Gene Ontology annotation, biological process: protein insertion into mitochondrial inner membrane.
AUGUCUUUCCUUUUCGGCGGCCGCCCUCAGAUAUCCUCGGAGGAGAAGAUCCAAAGAGCAGAGCUGGAAUUCGAAAUGAUCACAGACAUGGUGAAUCGCCUCAACGCCGCGUGCAUGAAGAAAUGUAUUCCCCCAGACUACCGAGAAGGCGAUCUCAACAAGGGCGAGUCCGUCUGCCUUGACCGCUGUGUCUCCAAGUUCUUCGAGGUCCAUACGAAGGUUUCGGAGAAGAUGGGCCAGCUACAAGGCCAACCCGGCGCCGGUCAGCCGUGA